AGACUGGCUCAGAGAACUGGCGACUGAAGGUAAGUUUCCAACGGAUACAUGCGUGGCUCGCACGUCGCGCAGCCUUCGCAAAGCAGGCCGACCCCUUCAGACAACUGCAGGUCAGGGACAGCGGGUCCCCCCGGUGCAGGUCAUCCCGGUGCCCGGGCAUAUCCGCGAGUGCAACGGUGUGGCGCACCAAGUUCCGUGCAACCUGUACUGACAGCACCUCCUGUGACUUAUACGAGGCAAGCCAGCCCCUUCACUCCUCGCGAUGGGCCUGUCCAGUACACUCCUAGGGAUGGGAUGCAGUCCUGGGCGCACCCGGUGCACCCGCCAAUCCGCAGCAUGUCUGUUCCAAGGGUCAGACUAGCGCCUGCUCCAUCAAUGGCGGCAUUGCCGGUGGAUGAAGGCGGCAACUACCUGCAUGCCGCCCCAAUCGCUGGGCAUUCCGGAGGAGCAUGUGGCAGUGCGACGCCUGCCCCAGGCGCUCCUUUGUUGCCAAUGGCCCAGCGAGUUCGCCAUAUUCCGGCAAGGCCCGGUCAGUUCAUAAGGCUUAGCCAGGAGGACAGCAGCUGCCACAGUAGCCGCCUGGAGACUAGCUCGCUUUCCAGGCUGCAACAGGCACUUGCAGAUCAGCGAGCAGACCACGAAGCAAGACUAGCACAACUCCAGGCACAGUGGGACGAGCGGUUUACAGAGGCAGUGGCUUUCUGGCACAAAGCGUGGUCGACCACAACGGCCGUCGUGAAAGACUGCAACACCCAUUGCGUGAAGCUGAGCCAGGUCUUGGAAGCCUCCUUGGACCAGCUUGGGCAGAGCAGCCUGGAACUUUCAAACCUUCAGAGCCGUGUUCUGGACUUGGAGGCGGCUGCAGGUUUGUCAUCGAGGCCAGCAGCUGGGAAGAACGCUGAGGAUGGGGCAGACCCGGAGGCGGGAUCCCGCCUGCGACAGGAGGGCUUGAGAUGCCUGAGCGGCACCAGCGAUAGCUUCAAGAGAUUAUCUCAUGAGUUGGCGCAGUUUGAGCAGGAAGUGUCGGAUCAGUCUCAAAAACUCUUGGGCACCCAUCUGACUUUUCAGACAAAGUUUGGUGCUGAGGAGGCAGAUUGCGCAAACUCAACUGUGGCAGAGCUCGAGCAAAGCUCCCGUGGUGAAGCUGAGGACAAGCCUUCCACAGCUGCUGGGGCCCUUCCCCGGACGGAGCUGGGCGAGGCACACAGCGAGGAACUUGAUUGCCCCGCUGGGUUUCUAGCGUCGCUGAACUCUGGGUGGCGGUAGCACUCGACCCCUAGAUGAGCAAAUGACAGCACAAAUGUAGAGAUUAAUUGCAUGCAAGACGCAC
Molecule: messenger RNA, 1330 nt
Organism: Effrenium voratum
Lineage: Eukaryota; Dinophyceae; Suessiales; Symbiodiniaceae
Source: the annotation of a GenBank genome assembly